This is a messenger RNA of Capronia epimyces CBS 606.96, 1005 nucleotides long. RefSeq lists its product as uncharacterized. The record is from RefSeq and is a predicted model, not a curated record. NCBI's taxonomy places the organism in Eukaryota, Fungi, Ascomycota, Eurotiomycetes, Chaetothyriales, Herpotrichiellaceae. The coding region runs from base 1 to 1005 and encodes 334 amino acids. The transcript has a single exon.
AUGGCGCCGUCACGGGUGUCACCCGAGCCUAAGCCCAGCACCUCCGAGACGCCGUUGGGCCUCACAGCGAAGCAGCUCGACUCGUUCCAGCGGGACGGCUACCUGAUCAUUCCCUCGUACCUCUCACCAGAGACGUGCCAGACUCUACUGUCCAAGACGCACGAACUGCUCCGCGACUUCCCGCUGGCCAACCACCCCAUGACGCGAUUCACGACGGGGAGCGACGAGGACGGCCAGUCGACGUCGGCCAAGCACGUCGGCGACGAGUAUUUCCUGACGUCGGGCGACCAGGUGCGCUUCUUCUUUGAGGAGGACGCGUUCGACGCGGCCACGGGGGCCCUGAACAAGCCGAAAGAGCGCGCCAUCAACAAGAUCGGCCACAAUCUGCACGGGUUGGUGCCGGAAUUCGGCCACAUCUCACACGCCGGCGACAUCGGACGGCGGAACGCCGCCAUCGCCCGAGACCUGGGCUACCGAGAUCCACGCCUGCUGCAGAGCAUGGUCAUCUGCAAGCAGCCCGAAAUUGGGGCCGCCGUGUCGCCGCACCAGGACAGCACGUUUCUGUACACGACGCGCCCGUCCGCCGUCGGCUUCUGGAUUGCCUUGGAGGACGCGACCGCGGAAAACGGCUGCCUGAGUUUCGCGCCGGGGAGUCACCGAAGGGCGCCGGUCAAAGAACGCUUCGUGCGACGGGCAGACGGACAGGGCACGACGUUCGAGGACGUGCCCGACGAAGACGGAAGGUGGCCGCGCAACUUUGAGCACGAAGACACGCAUGGCCAAACCGCGCCGAAGGAAGAUUACGUCCUAGGCGAGGUAAAGGCGGGCAGCCUGGUUCUGAUCCACGGCAACAUCCUACACAAGAGCAAGCGCAACACCAGCCAGAAGACUCGGAUCAUUUACACGUUCCAUCUGAUCGAGGGCGAAGAGCAAUACGACGAUAAGAACUGGUUGCAGAUACCAGGUGGGCCGGGGCAAUUCACCAAGCUGGAUGGCAAGGCGUAG